Elgaria multicarinata webbii is the source of this 1569-nucleotide messenger RNA. Its product is annotated as vomeronasal type-2 receptor 26-like. The transcript is spliced from 5 exons. Gene Ontology annotation, biological process: G protein-coupled receptor signaling pathway. The coding region runs from base 1 to 1569 and encodes 522 amino acids. Gene Ontology annotation, cellular component: plasma membrane. Lineage: Eukaryota; Metazoa; Chordata; Lepidosauria; Squamata; Anguidae. Gene Ontology annotation, molecular function: G protein-coupled receptor activity. The record is from RefSeq and is a predicted model, not a curated record.
AUGGGGGAAGGAGCUCAGGAAAGCAUAGUGCCUAAAAACUUCCAGUACAUCCUUGCCUUUGUUUUUGCCAUUGAUGAGGUCAACAAGAAUGCCGAGUUGUUACCCAACGUUACACUGGGAUCCAUGAUUUAUGACAAUGCAUUUAGUGCAGGAAGAGCCUUUCGGGUCACUUUGGACUUACUCUUUGAAGCACAAGGGAAUCCCCUCAACUACGUUUGUGGCAGGGAGAAGAGGCUAUUGGCUGUCGUUGGUGGACUUACCUCUCAGAAUUCCAUCCAGAUGGCCAACAUCUUAAACACAUACAAGAUUCCUCAGCUUCACUCUUUUCUGAGAAAUGUCCGCUUUAACAAUAGCGCUGGGGAAGAAAUAUUUUUCAGUGACGAUGGGGACCUGGCAGGAGGAUAUGAUCUUGUCAACUUGGUCACAUUCCCCAAUCGAUCUUUCAAGAGAGUCCAAGUUGGGAGGAUGGAUGCCAAAGCUCCUGCCGGAAAAGAGUUUGUCAUUAACGGAAAUGUCAUUGUGUGGAAUCACAAGUUUCAACAGACAGUUCCCCGAGCCAUGUGUGUCAAGAGCUGCCACGCUGGUUACAACAAGAUUGUCAUGCAGGGGAAGCAAAUUUGUUGCUAUGAAUGUGCUCAGUGCUCUGAAGGAAGAAUGUCAAACCAUACAGAUGCAGAUCAGUGUGAGAAGUGCUCAGAAGAUCAGUAUCCAAAUGACCAGCACAACCAAUGCCUCUCCAAACAUGUCACCUACUUAUCUUACAGAGAACCUUUGGGAGCAGUUCUGGUUUGCUGUGCUUGUUUCUUUUCCAUAGUCACAAUGGUGGUGUUGUGGAUCUUCAUUCGCUAUCGGCAUACUCCCCUCGUCAAAGCCAACAACUGGAACAUUACGUGUGCCCUGCUCUCUUCUCUGUUGCUUAGCUUUCUUUGUUCCUUCCUAUUCAUUGGCCGGCCUGGAAAGGUAUCCUGCUUUAUGCGGCAAACCAUGUUUGGCUUAAUCUUCUCCAUCAUUGUUUCAUGUGUCUUGGCUAAAACCAUUACCGUAGUUCUAGCCUUCAUGGCCACUAAACCAGGGAACAGGAUGAGGCAUUGGGUAAGCAAUAGGCUGGGAGUGUCUGUGGUGGUCCUCUGUUCUCUUAUUCAAACUGGCAUCAGUGCUGUUUGGCUCUCCACCUCUCCCCCCUUCCCAGAGUUUGACAUGCACUCUCAGAUCAGUCAGAUCAUUGUUCAAUGCAAUGAAGGCUCAGACAGCAUGUUCUACAUUGUCCUGGGUUACAUGGGGCUCCUGGCCAUCAUCAGCUUCACUGUGGCUUUCUUAGCCAGGAAGUUGCCUGAUAGUUUCAAUGAAGCCAAGCUGAUCACCUUCAGCAUGUUGGUGUUUUGCAGUGUUUGGCUUUCCUUUGUCCCAACCUACUUGAGUACCAAGGGGAAAUACAUGGUGGCUGUGGAGAUCUUCUCCAUCUUGGCGUCCAGUCUUGGUUUAUUGGGCUGUAUGUUCCUCCCCAAAUGCUAUAUUAUAAUCAUGAGACCCGAGCUGAACACCAGAGAGCAAUUAGUAAGGAAAACAUGA